Molecule: messenger RNA, 1263 nt
Organism: Neospora caninum
Lineage: Eukaryota; Apicomplexa; Conoidasida; Eucoccidiorida; Sarcocystidae
Product: srs domain-containing protein
Exons: 1
Coding region: 1-1263 (420 amino acids)
Cellular component (GO): membrane
Source: RefSeq, a predicted model, not a curated record
AUGGCCAAAGGACAGACGCAGAAACAAUUUUUCUCCCCGAUUUCACGGUGCGAUCAGUCUUAUGGGACGUUUUUUUCUCGCACUCCUUUACAAACAGCCCUACCCAAUGGAGCUAUAGUUCAUCCUGCCCUCCUUUCGUCUACAAGCGCCGCCAAAGUUGGUAAAAGCAGAGAGGGUAGCCGCUGCAGCCGUACACGGACCGUACCGUUCGAAUACAAAAUGGGAGUCCUACCGAGAGUUUUGUUGGUUAUUGGCAUCAGCAUCACUCUCUCUUCCUCGCGGGCACCAAUUGCAGCGGCGGGGACUGAACUUUCUAAGACGAGCGCGCAAACGUGUGACAACACUGGUGGAGUAACGGUUCAGUUUCCGGAAGCAGGACGGAGCGUCCAGUUCAAGUGCGGUUCCCCAUUCGACACCUUGGUUCCUUCAGAUCCCCUAUACGUAUUCGUGGCGGCCGCAGCCCCCCAAGGUCGUAACCACCUUGGUUUAAAAGGAGAGCAGGAAGUAGCAGAGGACAUCACCGUCGCGGGGCACACCAAAAAGCUCCUUCGCGAUUUGUACAAAGACGCCACCCUUGAUCAUGGCAGUGGGAACGACUCAGGUUACACUCUUCAGAUACCCGACACCUCCCGCACAGAAGAAGGAAAAACCUUAAAGUAUUUUUGCAAGCGAGGCGGGAAGUCCGUGUUGGAUGUCGCAAAGGACGCCUGUCCUGUUACGAUUCGAAUUCCGGCAAAGAAGCAGGAACCCGGUACCGACGAUUCGUCUGAAGAUGACCCGCAACAGCCAGAGAACGUCCUUACUUGCACAGCCGAGAGUGGGAAACAGAAAGCCACCGUUUCCAAGGCGAAUCAAACUGUUCAGUUCAGCUGCGAUCCACCAGCGACAUCCACUCUGACACCAGAAGCCGCACUCAAGGUUUUUGACAACAAAGAUGGCGCCUGCACUAAAGAAGUCGAUCUUUCAACACUUGUUCCCCAGGCAAGGCGCUCCGAGAGGGAAGGAAACGGCGUAUACACGGUGACCUUUCCCCAGCUACCGUCCGAAAAGCAAGCUCUCUGUUACUCUUGUAGUACUACAGGCGGUUCCGGCUCUCUGCGCACGGCGGCAUGCCAGAUCCAUAUUGACGUAUCAGCAGCAACCGCCGUGUCGACAACGACGCACACGACUUCAAAUGCGACCUCACGUGUGCAUGCAGCCAUUAGCCAGGCUGUAGUUGGAAUCCUUUUCGUUAGCGUUGCCGGUAUUGCGUGCCUUUCUUGA